This is a messenger RNA of Didymodactylos carnosus, 1149 nucleotides long. Lineage: Eukaryota; Metazoa; Rotifera; Eurotatoria; Philodinida; Philodinidae. The record is from the annotation of a GenBank genome assembly.
AUGGAAGCGAACAAAGCCGAAAGUUUGAGAUGUAUUGAGUUAGCUCAGAAAGCCAUUUUAAUCGGAGAUCACGACCGAGCCAUAAGAUUUCUUUCAAAAUCCGUUGAUCUCUACCCAACGCAAACAGCAAAAGAUCUCCUUGAAAGACUAAUGUAUACAAAUUCAUCAUCAUUUUCGAAUAAUGACACCGACCAACCUCAAACAAAUGGUCAUAGUAGCAAUACAACAACAAGACAAAGAACAUCAUCAACUAAAAGUCAUACGAAUGCUCACACUACAAAUACCCAUUCAACAACAUCAAAUGAUUAUACAUCCGAAGAAGUAGAAGCUGUUAGAAAAAUUAAAUCAUGCAAAGAUUUUUAUGAAAUACUGGGUGUUCCAAAAUCUGCCACAGAGGUUGAUUUAAAAAAAGCGUAUCGAAAACUAGCGUUACAAUUUCAUCCAGAUAAGAACAAGGCACCCGGCGCUACAGACGCAUUCAAAGCAAUUGGAAAAGCAUUUACAGUUUUAAGUGAUUCCAAAAAGCGCGAACAGUAUGAUUUAUACGGAUCAAUGGAGCCACCGUCAAGCUCUUAUCAGAGACACAACGGUCGAUCACAGCAAACAUAUUACUAUGAGGAUGAUGAUAAUUUCUCUGCUGAAGAAAUAUUUAAUCUAUUUUUUGGUUAUACAGGACCAACUAAUCGUGUGUAUCGAAGACGUCAACAAAGCCCGUUUCACUUUUCCACACAUUCAUCGUCAGCAACACCGCAACAGGCAUCACACACAAUCACACAAAUCCUACCGUAUUUAUUUUUAUUUCUUAUAUCAAUUCUCGGUACAUUAUUUGUUUCGGAUCCACAAUUUAUGUUACACAGAACUGGUAAAUAUGUCAAUGUGCGAACAACACGUAUACAAAAUAUUCAAUAUUAUGUUAAACAAGAUUUUAAAAUACCAAAAACAACACAUGAACUCAAUAAACUUGAAUCAGCUGUUUUAGAAGAAUAUAUUUCAGAACUAAAGCAUCAGUGCUAUAGAGAACAACAGUAUCGUGAGUCAAUGAUAUGGCGUGCGAGAAUGCUCGGCGAUCAAGAAUUGCUUCACCAAGCGUCUCAUGAACCAACACCAACAUGCGAGAAAAUGAAUAAAUUUUUACAGUCUCGUGCUUAA